This is a messenger RNA of Phyllostomus discolor (pale spear-nosed bat), 434 nucleotides long. RefSeq names its product potassium voltage-gated channel subfamily E regulatory subunit 1 (gene KCNE1). Bases 4 to 405 code for a protein of 133 amino acids. Gene Ontology annotation, cellular component: membrane. Lineage: Eukaryota; Metazoa; Chordata; Mammalia; Chiroptera; Phyllostomidae. The transcript has a single exon. Gene Ontology annotation, biological process: membrane repolarization during action potential; regulation of ventricular cardiac muscle cell membrane repolarization; regulation of heart rate by cardiac conduction. Gene Ontology annotation, molecular function: voltage-gated potassium channel activity involved in ventricular cardiac muscle cell action potential repolarization; delayed rectifier potassium channel activity; transmembrane transporter binding. The record is from RefSeq and is a predicted model, not a curated record.
AGGAUGGCCCUGCCCAACACCACGGCGGUGACGGCGGCGACGACGCCCUUCCUGACCGCGCUGUGGCGGGAGGCGGCCCACCAGGGCGGCAACGUGUCGGGCCCGGCCCGCCGGGCCCUCGGGGACGCCCACGGCGGCAUGGAGGCGCUCUACGUGCUCAUGGUGCUCGGCUUCUUCGGCUUCUUCACCCUGGGCAUCAUGCUCAGCUACAUCCGCUCCAAGAAGCUGGAGCACUCGCACGACCCCUUCAACGUGUACAUCGAGUCCGACGCCUGGCAGCAGAAGGACAAGGCGUACUUCCAGGCCCGCGUCCUGGAGAGCUGCCGGGCCUGCUACGUCAUCGAGAACCAGCUGGCCGUGGAGCGGCCCGAGGCGGGCCUUCCCGAGGCGAAGCCCCCGUCCUGACCCCCGGCCGGCGGACUCGGGGCCCCGUC